AUGGCAAAAAUCAACACCCAGCACUCAUACUCUGGUAUGCACAGACUGUCUAUCAGAACAACCGAUGAAGAUAUUGAAAGGAUUGAAAAUGGCUGGAACAGAACCCAUUCACUGUGUGAGGAUGCAUCUUCAGAACUGCAGGGGGUCAUUUCUGUGGAGGGAAGACAUCUGUCUGAAUCCCAGACGAGCUCAUUCACAGGCACGGGAGCAAUGGCAAGGCUAUCACGAUUUGUUGUAUCCGUGAGGUCAUGGGCCACAAGACAUUUGCAGCACGAAGACCAAAGACCUGAUUCUUUUCUCGAACGUAUCCGAGGGCCAGAGUUCGUAGAGGUGUCCAGUAGACAAAGUAACAUCCGCUCCUUUCUGGGUAUCCGUGAGCAGCCUGGGGGAGUAAACAGGAAGAAAAAAGAGAUCUUUGUGAUAGAUCCUUCAAGCAAUAUGUACUACAACUGGCUCACCAUAAUUGCAGCACCUGUGUUCUAUAACUGGUGUAUGCUAGUGUGCAGAGCCUGCUUUGAUGAGCUACAAGUUGACCAUAUUCAAUUAUGGCUGUUCAUGGAUUAUGGCUCUGAUGUCAUCUAUGUUCUUGACAUGUUUGUUAGAUUCAGGACAGGCUUCCUUGAACAAGGCUUGCUAGUUAAGGAUGAAAAGAAAUUACGAGAUCAUUAUACCAAAACCGUGCAGUUCAAACUGGAUGUGAUGUCUCUUCUGCCGACAGACCUGGCAUAUUUGAAGUUUGGUUUGAACUACCCUGAACUGCGAUUUAACCGCUUGCUGAGAAUUGCUCGGCUUUUUGAGUUUUUUGACCGUACAGAAACCAGGACAAAUUAUCCAAACAUGUUUCGUAUUGGCAAUCUUGUCUUAUACAUUCUUAUCAUCAUCCACUGGAAUGCGUGUAUAUACUUUGCGAUUUCAAAGGUCAUUGGAUUCGGGACCGACUCUUGGGUCUACCCCAACGUGUCUGUUCCAGAGUAUGCGCGCCUGUCUAGAAAGUACAUUUACAGCCUGUACUGGUCUACGCUCACACUGACGACCAUUGGAGAAACGCCUCCUCCGGUGAAAGACGAAGAGUAUCUCUUUGUGGUCAUUGACUUCCUGGUGGGUGUGCUCAUCUUCGCUACCAUCGUAGGUAACGUGGGCUCCAUGAUUUCCAACAUGAACGCCUCCAGGGCAGAGUUCCAGGCCAAGGUGGAUUCCAUUAAGCAGUACAUGCAUUUCCGAAAAGUGACAAAGGAUUUGGAAGCCAGGGUUAUCAAGUGGUUUGAUUACCUCUGGACCAACAAGAAAACAGUGGAUGAGAAGGAAGUUCUCAAAAACCUGCCCGACAAGCUGAAGGCUGAAAUUGCCAUCAAUGUUCAUUUGGACACGCUGAAGAAAGUGCGGAUAUUCCAGGACUGUGAAGCUGGACUUCUUAUUGAGCUCGUGCUAAAACUGAAACCUACGGUCUUCAGUCCUGGGGACUACAUUUGCAAAAAGGGAGAUAUCGGGAGAGAAAUGUACAUUAUUAAAGAGGGAAAAUUGGCUGUGGUGGCGGAUGAUGGCAUCACUCAAUUUGUAGUCCUAAGUGAUGGCAGCUACUUCGGUGAAAUCAGCAUCCUGAACAUCAAAGGCAGCAAAUCUGGCAACAGGAGGACAGCCAACAUAAGGAGUAUUGGUUAUUCUGAUUUGUUCUGCUUGUCUAAAGAUGAUUUAAUGGAAGCCCUCACAGAAUAUCCAGAAGCCAAAAAGGCUCUGGAAGAGAAAGGGCGACAAAUUCUGAUGAAAGACAAUUUAAUAGAUGAGGAAGCAGCAAAAGCAGGAGCUGACCCAAAAGACUUGGAAGAAAAAAUAGGAAAACUUGAAACAGCUCUGGAUACGCUGCAGACGAGGUUUGCUAGGCUCUUGGCAGAAUACACCUCAUCUCAACAGAAGGUGAAGCAGAGACUUGCCAGAGUAGAAACCCGAGUGAAAAAGUAUGGCAGUGGCACCUUAUCAGUUGGAGAAGCAGAGGCUGAAAAACCCGAGGAGGAGAAAAAGCAGUAA
This is a messenger RNA of Mesitornis unicolor (brown roatelo), 2022 nucleotides long. It is a transcript of the gene CNGA3, whose product is annotated as cyclic nucleotide gated channel alpha 3. Gene Ontology annotation, biological process: potassium ion transport; monoatomic cation transmembrane transport. The record is from RefSeq and is a predicted model, not a curated record. The coding region runs from base 1 to 2022 and encodes 673 amino acids. Gene Ontology annotation, cellular component: intracellular cyclic nucleotide activated cation channel complex; plasma membrane. The transcript is spliced from 6 exons. NCBI's taxonomy places the organism in Eukaryota, Metazoa, Chordata, Aves, Mesitornithiformes, Mesitornithidae. Gene Ontology annotation, molecular function: intracellularly cAMP-activated cation channel activity; voltage-gated potassium channel activity; intracellularly cGMP-activated cation channel activity.